This is a messenger RNA of Saccostrea echinata, 4152 nucleotides long. RefSeq names its product carnitine O-palmitoyltransferase 1, liver isoform-like. Gene Ontology annotation, molecular function: carnitine O-palmitoyltransferase activity. Gene Ontology annotation, biological process: fatty acid metabolic process; carnitine metabolic process. The transcript is spliced from 19 exons. NCBI's taxonomy places the organism in Eukaryota, Metazoa, Mollusca, Bivalvia, Ostreida, Ostreidae. The coding region runs from base 85 to 2226 and encodes 713 amino acids. The record is from RefSeq and is a predicted model, not a curated record. Gene Ontology annotation, cellular component: mitochondrion.
ACUCCCGAGCGUUGGUAAAUAUUAUGAGCGGACAAGCAAGACUGUGUACAUGACAGUGGAGCGUUGCUUGUUUCCCGCUAAAUCAUGCCCACCCUACCCGCUAUUGCCCCGUUUUUGGGUGACACAAGUCGUUUGAUUUCUUACCGAAAGUUUAGCGAAGCUUCGGCAGUCGGUUUUCUCUCAGCGAUUUUAUUCGUUGUAUUUUCUGAGCCACUGAAGAAUUACGUUGAUUUUGGAGAGAAAUGGAUGAGCUUGUCGGGUUUGCCUUACCAGAUGAACACAGCGAUGCUGGGGUUUAUCGUGGGGUUCGGAUUUGUGAAAAUUUUCUUUUUAAUGAGGAUUUUAUUGUUCAGGAUGCUACUAAACUAUCAGGGCUGGAUGACAAACCCAAAAAGCAUGGCUACCAAGAUGUGGGCAUUGAUGCUGAAUGCAUUGAGAGGGAAUGGCCAAUACCCUACGUAUUACUUCCAACCAAUGCUGCCUAAACUACCAGUCCCUAAACUCAACACAACACUAGACAGGUACCUUGCUUCUAUGAAACCUAUUCUGUCAGACGAAGAUUACAUGCAUUUGACCACCUCUGUGUUGGAAUUCAAAGAAAAAGAGGGACCAAAGCUACAUAAAUAUCUAUGUGAUAGGGCUGCCACCAAGGAUAAUUGGCUGAUAGAAUACUGGCUUAAAUAUGCUUAUCUUGUCAACAGGGAACCAUGUGCAGUAAAAGUGAAUUGUUAUGCCACGGAUCGUCGGGACUUGCCCACAAAUAACCAGGUUGCUCGAGCCGCUAACUUGAUAUACUAUGUGCUCAGAUUCCAUGAACAAACCCAGGAUGAAACUUUGACCCCUCAGUAUCUUCAAGACAUGAUCCCCAUGUGUAUGGAGGGUUACAGACAACAAUUUUCAACAACCAGAAUUCCCUAUGAGACAAUAGAUCAGCUGAUGAAAUAUGAAGAUUCCAAACAUAUCGUGGUAUACAGAAAUGGUGCCUAUUACAAGCUGGAUGUGUUAGCUCCGGACAGUGAUGGUAAGAAGAGGCUACUGACAGUCACAGAAUUAUACGACCUCCUACAACAGAUAGCUCACCAAACCCAAGAUGUUGAAGAGGCGUCUCGUGUUGCUGUGUUUACAUCAGAAAGGAGGGACACGUGGGCAAAGGUGAGACAGAGACUAUUAAUGACCAGUAACAGAUCAAGUCUGGAAGCCGUAGAAUCCUCAAUUUUCUUUGUUUCUCUGGACGAUGUUGCCCCCAAGAGCAUUGAGGAAAAUGGAACCUUCACAAUGGUGGGAAAUGGUUUCAACAGGUGGUUUGACAAAUCGAUACAAUUCUCGGUGUUCCGUAACGGUAAAGUGGGAACAAAUGUGGAACACGGAAGCGUGGACGCCACUUUGCCAGGGCGACUAUGGGAGUAUUUCCUGCAGAAUGAGAAGUAUACAGAAGAUGGACAAAUCAUACGUGAGAAAUACAAGCGAACACUCCCUCAACCUCAGAGGUUAGAGUGGGAUCUAACAGACUUUGAAGCAGAUAUAGAUGAAGCCUACAACAACUUCAGAAAACUGGCAGAUGAAUUUGAUCUGAUCGUGACCUCCCCUGACUACGGUAAAGGCUUCAUUAAGAAGAAGAGGAUGAGCCCGGAUGGCUAUAUACAAAUGGCUCUCCAGCUGGCCUACUACAAACUACACAACAAUAUUGCCAAGACAUAUGAAUCAGCUUCUACAAGAAUGUUUUGUUCGGGAAGAACUGAAACAAUCCGGCCAGUUUCUGAAUUUUCCACCCAGUGGGUAAAGAGUAUGUUCAAUCAGCGAGCGACAAGAGAGCAGCGUAUCAUGCUACUGAAGAGAGCCGUGCAGUAUCAGACACAAAACAAAAUCGAUGCCAGUCUGGGGAUGGGAUGGGACCGACAUUUAUUUGGGAUGUACGUGGCGUCUAGGGAGCUGGACAUACCACAACCAGCCUUGUUCAAAGAUAAGAGUUUUUGGAUGCAUGAUGCCCUGAGCACGUCACAGACUCCUACCCGCUAUGCGGACGGUUGGACAAUGGAGAAGUGCUGUAUGGGGGGAGGAUUUCUAGCCGUGGACCCAGAGGGAUACGGUGUCUCAUACAUGAUCUAUGGAGAGGACCACAUAAAAUUCCAUGUGACAUCACACCGAAAUUGUGAUAAAACCUCAUCUGCUAAAUUUGGAGAUGCUAUUGUGGAAUCUAUGAAUGAAAUGAGGGAACUGUUGUCAUAGAAACAUCACAGGAUUCUGAUUGGCCAGCUGAGGAAUUCACGCUUGACUGACCAGGAGAAAUUCAAUGUUCGACUGACCAAAAGGAAUUCCACACUUCACCAACCAGGGUGCACAUGUUCAAUGCAAUUCACACUUGUGUCAUGUCGUUUGAUAUUUUUAUCUUGUUUUGUGAUAUUUGAGGUCAUUAUUAUGUGAGGGUUUCUCAUUUAUUUAUUAGUCUUUGCUUCAUAGUGCAUAUUUUUAUAUCUUGCUGCUCUAAGCUGAAUAACUUUUCUUCAUUAAGAAGUAAACUCUGUUACUUGUAUGUGUUCCCCGUGCCUUUGCUUGUAUUUUGUUGUAGAUGUUCUUGGAUGUUAAAAACCUUCCAUAGCAUUUUCCUUUCACAGUGAAUCAGAAAAUUUGACCAUUUACCGGUAGUUCUUAUAUAUAAGACAGUGGUACAUUUGUAUGUUUCCUUGUGUUUAGUUGUGUAGAAUUUAGUACUAUCUGUAUGUAGUAAUUACAAACUAUAUGAUGAAUAUUUUUAGAAAUAAUUGAUUUUAUUUAUCCUUUUUCUAACAAAGGAUUUAAAAAAUGUUAUCUUUUUACUAGCUAUCUUUACAAAGAUGGUAAACCUGUAAAAUUUUGUUUAUUUUUAAUUUGUUUCAUCUCUGAAAUAUUUUACUGGUAUACUGGUAAAAUCACUUAUUUUCGUUUGUCAAAUUUUGAUGGAUUGAAGUAAAAAUAUUGUUCUGUUGGGAUUUAAUUCCUGGUUAGUAGACAAACAUGAUACUUUAACUACAAACUGGAACAUUUCUUGGAUGACAUGAAUCCUUGAAUCUUUUCAUGAAAACAAUGAAAAUUAACCCACAUUAAAAAUUAGUGAUAUCACGGUAUUUAUAUUUUAUACUGGUACAGAUAUUGUAUGUGUGACCAGAGUUAUCUAAUCUUGACCCUGUAACCUUGACCUUUUGUGAUGUAAUAAUGUGUUUUAUCAUUCUUGACAGAAAUAUUCAAGCUCUGCUUUAUCAUUUAUGAAUUUAAUAAGCUAAGGGUUCAGUUACCAGUAUUCAACAUUUGCAUAAAUCUUUACAGCUAAUAUCUAUUUUAUAUUUAUAUCUAAUAUCUGUUUUACUUUCAAAAAAAAAAAAACGAGAUGUUAAUCUUAGUUGCUUACAAGGAAAGUACGGUACUAUGUUUUUCUGUCUAUCUAAGACAGAAGAUUUUAUGGAAACCAGAAUAUAUCAUACACAUACCCACUUCCUAUUUAUUUAUUUUAUUCCAAACUCAUGUUUUUAAUUUUUUUUUAAAUAAGGAACAUUUAAAAUUCUUACACAAAGAAUGAUUCGUAUUGAAGAAAAAGUCUACUGAGUGGUGAUGAACUUCUGACCUUUGUCAGCCAUCUUGUGGAUGAGGAAACAAAAUUUAGUCAACAAUAUUGACCUCUAGUUAAAAUAAUUUGAUUGUCAUCAAAUUAUAUUAGUUUUAAUUUUAUGCCUCUCUCUCUCUCAGAAGAAUGGUUUUCUUUCACAUAUAUGGUGUUCAUUAUAUAUUUUCUUUGAGCUCAUAUUGUAGAAAUCUCCAUAUGGUGCUUAAAAUUACUAAAUACACGUAUACAUCAAUAAAUUUGAAUGAAUAAAUUAAAAUGUAAAUAAUGUAAAAGUACAACUCAAAUUGCAAAUUCUUCAAAUUGUAUAUUAGUGACUUGCUUCUCCUGUUACAUCUGUCUUUACCGGUGUUUAUUUAUUGUUCACUUUAUUUAUACUUUCAACAAAACAGGCAAAUUUGUCAAUUAAGAAUAUUUUCUUUGUGUCCAGACAUUUCUGGAACAAGUUAAACUUUGUUUUGAAAUAGUUCUUAGUGUAUAAUGCUGUUUGUUUUGUUUGACUAGAACUUUUUAUUUCAGAAUAAAUGUUUAAAAUGAAAUAAAUCUGUAUGCUUUCUAUA